AUGACCGCCCCAAAGCAGUUCGCGUCCUAUGUUGAUGCCAAUGCCGAGAGCUAUAUUCAAAGGCUUGCAAAAGCAGUUGCGAUUCCUAGUGUCAGCGGAGAUGCAAAAUACAGGCAGCAUGUUUUUGAUAUGGCUGACUUCCUCGUGAAUGAGAUGCGAAGUCUGGGAAUCAAUGUACACAAGGUCGAUCUAGGGAAGCAUGUCCUCGAUGGGGAGGAGCUUCAGCUUCCGCCUGCUAUAUUGGGAUCGAUCGGAAACGAUCCGAAGAAGAAGACCAUUUUGUUGUAUGCACAUUACGACGUUCAGCCUGCGCUCUUGUCCGACGGGUGGGACCAUGAGCCUUUCCGGCUCACUCCUGAUCCCAAAACGGGGCGUUUAUACGGGCGAGGUGCAUCAGACGAUAAAGGACCACUCCUUGGGUGGCUGAACGUCGUCGAAGCUCAUGUGAAGAGCAAUAUCGAACUCCCUGUUAACCUCAAAUUUUGCUUCGAAGGAAUGGAGGAGAGCGGGUCGGACGGGUUAGAUGAUCUCAUCAAAGCGGAAUCACCAAAGGGCAAAUUCUUCGAUGGCGUGCAUGCUGUAUGCAUCUCUGAUAACUAUUGGCUUAACGAUCGCACUCCUUGCCUCACGUAUGGUCUCCGAGGUAUAUCUUAUUACAAGGUGUCUGUGUCGGGGCCCGCUCGCGACCUACACUCUGGUGUCUUCGGGAACACAGUCCAUGAGCCAAUGACGGAUCUCAUCCACUUGUUAGGCAAGCUGGUGACUCCGACUGGAGAGAUCAAGAUACCAGGGCUCGCAAAUCUCGUCGCACCUCUGACGGAGGAAGAAAGGAAGCGAUACGAGGUAAUCGACUACAGCGUAGCAGACGUGGAGCACUCUGCUGGCGCCAGGGUUGCGAUAUCAGAUGACAAAGUUCGUGUAUUGACAGGACGCAUGCGAGAACCUUCGCUGUCGAUCCACGGUAUUGAGGGUGCCUUUUCCGCCCCCGGAGCUAAGACUUCGGUUGCUAAAACCACCUCCAAAGGCAAAUUCUCCAUCCGCCUGGUACCGGACAUGACGCCAGAACUCGUCGAUCCAAUCGUCAUCAAUUACCUUGAAGGCGAAUUCGCCAAGCUCAACUCCAAGAACAAGCUGAAAAUCGAAAAUUUACAUGGUGGAAAACCUUGGGUAACGGACCCCGGCCAUUGGAACUACAAAGCCGCGAUUAAAGCCACUGAGACGAUUUAUAAGAAAACUCCGGACCUGACUCGAGAGGGAGGUUCCAUACCGGUCACGCUUACGUUCGCAGAGGCCCUAGGCGUUAACGUGUUACUGCUUCCCAUGGGCCGGGGAGACGAUGGAGCACACUCUACAAACGAGAAGCUCGACCGUUCGAACUAUAUUGAAGGAACGAAGCUUCUUGGAACUUACUUGCAUGAAGUUGGUGCUAUCUCCAUUGUAUAA
Messenger RNA from Cantharellus anzutake, 1443 nucleotides. RefSeq names its product CNDP dipeptidase. Gene Ontology annotation, molecular function: peptidase activity. Gene Ontology annotation, biological process: proteolysis. The coding region runs from base 1 to 1443 and encodes 480 amino acids. The transcript has 14 exons. NCBI's taxonomy places the organism in Eukaryota, Fungi, Basidiomycota, Agaricomycetes, Cantharellales, Hydnaceae. The record is from RefSeq and is a predicted model, not a curated record.